AUGGCCCUGGGCCAGGCUGUGCUGGUGCUGCUGGUGCUGAGCACCUUUUGGGCAUGCAGGGCCGUGCCACCACUGGAGCCAGGCCAGCAGCGUGGCGUGCAGUGGCUCUGGGGGGCGACCAAGCAGGGCCAGGCUGAGCCCCUGGCACUCUCCCGCAGGAGAAGGGACGAUGGUGGGCAGCAGCCCCCUGCCAGCACGCCGGGGCACAGCCAUGCUGCCAGCACGCCGGGGCACAGCCACGCUGCCACCACGCCGGGGCACAGCCACGCUGCCACCAUGCCAGGGCACAGCCACGCUGCCACCACGCCAGGGCACAGCCACGCUGCCACCACGCUGCCCAGCAGCACUCAGACUGAUUCCCUUGAGCCCAACCUGACGCUGGGCUCUGUGCCACCACCGGCUCCUGCCACCAACGCCAGCCUGCAGCGGGGGCUCGUUGUGCCAACCACAGGGGGCCUGCAGGAUGAGACAGACUCUCCUGAGCCUGGCCUGCUGCUGAGCUCCGUACCCAGCACCGACGCCGCUCUGCCCUGGGCACCGGGGGUGCCAACCACGACAGAUGCAGAGGAUGAAACCGAUUCCCCGCACCCUGAGCUGACGCUGAGCUCCGCGCCACCGCCACCGCCUGCCACCACUGCCAGCCUGCGGCAGGGGCUCGCGGUGCCAGCCGCGACGGACCCAGAGGACGAGACAGAUUCCCCCGAUCCUGACCCGCCGCUGGGCUCUGUGCCACCCCCAGCACCCAGCACACAGGCAGCCCCCCGGAGGAGCUUCACCACCGUCCUUGGGCUCUCGCCGCCCAGCAAGGAGGGGGCGGCAGGCGGUGACGCGGACGGCAGCUCGAUGACGUCCCCGGCCCUCGGCGCCACCACCACGGGCCACAAGGUGAAGAAAUCCAGCUCUCCGGCCGCGCCGACUCCUUCAGCCCCUUGGCACACGAAGGCCCAGGGGACCGCAGGGCCGCGGCCCUGGGAGCCCGGCAGGGCGGUGGGCACAUGCCUGCUGGCCGUGCUGCUGCUGGCACUGGCGGCUGCCACCUUCAUGGUGUGCGCGGGGGUGCUGGGCGCCCUGCUGUGGCGCCGGGCGCGGACGGCACGGCGCCAGAUCAGCCACACCGAGAUGAUUUGCAUCUCCUCCCUGCUGCCCGACAGCGAGGUACCCGCCAACGGCACCGGGGCUGCCCGGCGCCCCAAGACGCUGCUCGACCCUGGCUCCGAGCUGGAUGGUGACAACCUGACUCUCAGCAGCUUCCUGCCAGACCACUCUUGAGCUGCAGGAGUGGGAACUGCAGCCCAGAGCAUCGAGGGGAUGAGC
Molecule: messenger RNA, 1314 nt
Organism: Dryobates pubescens (Downy woodpecker)
Lineage: Eukaryota; Metazoa; Chordata; Aves; Piciformes; Picidae
Gene: SELPLG
Product: selectin P ligand
Exons: 1
Coding region: 1-1269 (422 amino acids)
Biological process (GO): leukocyte tethering or rolling; hemopoiesis
Cellular component (GO): plasma membrane
Source: RefSeq, a predicted model, not a curated record